AUGGAGCCGACAGCUAAAGGACGGACUGAAAAAAGUUUCAGCUACGUUGUCAGAGCCCCCAGCAGCGAUGGGUUUGAUAUAAUGAACGUCGAUGUGAAGAUCGACACGUCCUGGAUCUUCCAGGAUGUAGAGGAGACUGGUGAGGAGCCGGAAUGUCUUCCAGAAGAAGCAGCCAGAAGCCCAGACAUGGACCCGGGAACGCUCAGGAAGCAACUGGAAUCCUCAGAACAGAAGCUGUUGGUAGCUGUGGACAAGUACGUGAUGUCAGAGUCUGGGCUGAGGAGCAGAAUUCAGGAGCUGGAGCUGUCGGAGAGGAAACUCCUCCAGAAGGUGGACCAGCUGAGCGCCGUCGUGUUCCAGGAGAGAAGUGCCUCUCUCCGGGCCCAGGAGCAGCUGGAGGCGCUGCAGGGGGAGCUCGCCAGCCAGGUUCAGGAGAAGGAGCGCGCGGCCCGGCGGCAGCGAUGGCGGCUGCGGCGGCUGCGGGAGCGGCUGCGGCGCAAGGACGAGGCUCUGGGGCGGCAGGCGGCGGCCUUGGAGCGUGGCCGGCGGCUCCAGCGGCGCCAGCUGCGACUGGUGCGCGAGCAGGAGCGCAUCCUGCGGGAGCAGGUGCAGCGGCUGGAGCUGGACGUGAGGCGCCUCUGCCACGCCGCGGGCCUCCUGCUGGCCGAGCUGGACGCUCCGAACCCGGGUGGCCCCCGACCGCCGGGCCCGGCCAGUCCCCGGGGCGCUCCCGAGGAGGCCGCGGCGCCACGCGCGCUGCGGGCCAGGGCCGAGCGCGGCGAGCGCGAGCGGGACCAGGCGGCGCGCCGGCUGCGGGAGCAGCGCGCCACCGAGCGGCUGCUCCGCGGGCAGCUGGAGGAGCUGCGCUGCUUCAUCUAUGGGCUGAAGCUGUCGGAGAUCGGCCUGCAGGGCCAGGUGGAGGAGCUCGCCCAGCAAAACAGGUGCCUGCGAGAGGAGCUGGGAGCCCAGGCCCCCCGAGAGAGAGCGCUCAGCACGGCCCCUGCUGGUCACGGUAGCCUGGACGCCCUGGGCUGUGUUCAGGAUGAAUCGCUGCCCCUGCCCUGGGAGGAGGCUCCGGAUGCCUGCGGAAACCGAGGCCCCGACGGGGCCCCUGGACCAAGGGGCUCGGCAGGCCAGCCCUCCGAGGGGCCCCGCGCCUGGGACUGCACUGGGGCUGGACAAGGCACUGCUGUCUUGAUCCCAGGCCCGGAGACCACGUACAAGUUCCCAGGAGACCUCGCAGGAUCUGACCGUGGACAGUUUACUCUGGCUGAGCCCAGCUUGGACGAACAGACUGUCCUUCUUAUCUGUGGCUUCCCCCCGGGGCAGGACAUGGACGGCUCACUCCUCCCGGUGGAGCUGGCCUGGAUUUCAGAGCAGAAGCUAGCAGCCACCCCGGCCCAGGUGUCCUUCCUCCCAGUGCAGACGUACACACGCCCUCCCUGGGGGCAGGCUGGGGACUCGGCUCCCCUGCCACUGCCGUGGCUGCUCCUGGAAGAUUCCCCAGAAGAACUGCAAGCCCAACAGGUGCUGGAGGCCAGGCCCCCGCCUGCUUUCUCCGCUGCAAGACGCCCCAGCCGGAAUCAUCGCCAGGCAAGGAGCCACGAUGCCUCCCUCUGCCGGGAGUCCCCAUGCAUUUCAAAUCACCGAUUUCCCAGGAGAGGCCCCAAGGACCUAAAAGACUCUUGCAAGGAGGGAGGAGGAACCCCAGGGCAGAGACCGGAAGGUGCCAGGGCUCAGUCAAGUCAGGAAAGCCGUGAGAACCUGAGCCUGGAGGCUGGUGUCAGGGCCCCAGAGGGUGUACGGAAUGAGCACGGGGCUUCCGAACCCCCGGCUGCAGCCUGCUGCCCUGGGCCCAGGCGGGAGCUUCCACUGCCCCUUCCUCAGGGGGAGGCCUCAGUGUCAACGGAGGGUCCUGAAUCCCUGAGCAGGAGGGGGCGGGGGGGAGGGCAUGUCUGGAGCCUCCAAGAAGGAGGAGAAGGGGGAGAAGGGGCAGGAGGGCUUUCAUCAUCAGAGGAGGAAGAGGCCGCCACAGCCGCCUUCUCCAGGGCCCACAGCACCAACGGGCCACCGCCGGCAGGUGCUCAGCCCUUUGCAGAGCAGGGCGGAGCCCUCAGGAGAGUUCCGGGCAAGGAGGAAGACUACGUGUGGUCUAGAAACGCUCUGCUUCUCCCAGAGGGAAGCCCUGAGGACAAAGGACAGGAAGAGGAGGAGGAAUUGUUGCAUCUCCAAGGGUCCAGCCCGGGCCACAGGGAUGUCCGGGAGGAGCCGGGCUCCGAGGACUGUGAGGCCAAGGAAACGCUUUUCCUACUGCAGGAGGGAGGUUUGCCACCGUCUCCUGGAUUGGCUUUAUGGCCCGAGGGGGCCCAACCUACCAGUCACCCCCGGGCUCCAAGCAAAGGCUGUGAGGGAUCUGCGUUAAAAAUAGAGGAAUUUGAAAAGGAGAUGGAGGCUUGUUUCCAGCAACUCUCCAUCCUGAAGCCUGGGAGUGGGAGGCAUGGCCAGAAAGCUUCCUCGUUGGCAGGAGAAAACUGGAGCUUUGCUCGGAGAUGGCACAGCUUCCAGGAGGACGCGUAUCCUCAGCAGGCUUUGGCAAACCAGCAUUUGGAUAUUUGUUAUGCCAAGGAAGCAAACCCCAAGGAGCCUGAUGAAGACGUUAAACCGGGAGAGACUGGGGCCCUAGGAACUGGAGAAGUUCUUCCAGGGCCGGUGCUGGAUUUGGUCAACCUGAGCCCGGGCCCGCCAGAGGGGUCCUCUGAGUGGGGUCGGAACCAGCUCUCUCAGCAGCCGAGAGCCCUCGAGAGAGCGAGGACUAGGUUUCGUCAGCUCAUUUCUGGAUUGAAGACGGAGAGAAGCAAAGUUUUACGUGACAACGCCAAGCUUCAGGUAGAUCAGGAGCGGUGCCACAGAAAACUGCGUGUCCUGGAAAAAGAGAGGGAGAGAAAUGUGAAAAAAAUAUCUGCACUCAAACAGGAUAACGGCAUGCUGUUAGGAGACAUCUCUCACGUAAAGAGGGAGCUGGACCAGUACGUGCAGGUCAUUUCCGACCUUGAAGACUGUAACAGGAAAAGUUACUGCAAAAUUUCUGAGCUCGAAGAGGAAAACGAGAGAUUGAAAGGGCACCUUGGGCAGCUCCGGAAAGCCAUGUCUGCGAGCAUUCGAAAAUCCAAAGGCGUGAUGGAGUGCAUCACCCUGGAAAACUGGGAGCUCAGUGCACUGAUUUCGGAGCUUGGGGUCAGUUAUAAAGAGCUGAUAAAGGAUAUAGUGCUGGGAAUAGAAGACAUGAUCCAGGCCUUCAGGGGGGAGAACGAACACCUUCUACAAAGGAUCCGAGUCCUGGAGGGGGAAGUCGUGUGGGGGAGCAGCACAGAUGAGGGACCUUUGGUGAGAACAGAGGAGUAUCUCCAGGGAAAAAACAUGAUGGCGGUGGACCAGGUGAACACUGUAGAAAGGGGGGUGCAGGUGACCCAGCUUUCAGGGCAACUGACUGCAGGAGGCCCUGGGCCACCCUCGGAGCAGGAAAUGGGUCUGGCUGGAGGGUGGACGGGACCUUGUUUAGGCCUGGAGGAUUCCAGGUGCGGUGCUGAUUCUCCUGCUACAUCACUGGUCUGGGGAAAUGCCGCAGGAUCCAGUGCCCUGCAAGGAAACACCGAUGGGGCAGGAGUGAAAGAAGCGCAUUUGGAGAAAGAUGACGAAAGACCACGGUGUUCUGAAGACCAAGGGCGAGCUCUGAAGUCCCCACGCAGUGGCCCCCGGCUCCAGGACCCUGAAGCUGAGGCUUCCAAGGAGGACCUCAGGCUGUGCAUCAGACAACUUCAUCACCAGGUGCUGACCCUGCAGUGCCAGCUCCGAGACCAAGGGUCUGCACACCAGGAGCUGCAGGCUUCUCGGGAUGAGGCUGCCCGGCUCCAAUGUGAGCUCAAGGACAAGCUUGAUGCACUUCAGAAAAAGCACCAUGAAGCAAAUUUGGCUGUGACUCCUUUGAAGGCUAAGCUGGCUUCCCUGGUCCAGAAGUGUCGGGAGAGGAACCACCUGAUCACACACCUGCUCCAGGAGCUGCACAGACACGGGGUGGAGAACCACCAGCUCUCCAAGACGGCAAGCAACAUGGUGAAUGACGCGGCGCUGGCUGAGUACGCGGCCACCUUCUUGGCUCCGGGGGUCCCACAGACAAGCCAUCACCUGGACAUCGAGUCUGAGAAGACAACAGUUGUAAGAGCUCAGAAAUACCUCCUGAAUCCUGAAAUGGACAGUGUCCUCCAAAGACCUUUGCAUUCAGAGUCCUGGCCUAUUCCAGAGGCUGAGUGGCCAGCACAGACAGCUCAACUGGAUUCUUUGAAGCUUCCCUGGCCCUCCGGGCCGAUGCCCGACCCUGGAAUGUGCCAGGCUUCCAUCGCUGUGGAACCAGGGCUCCCUGUACAACGUCUGCAAGAAAAAGGUGGAAUGUCCUGGCCUGGCCUCCAAGCUGAGCACCUCCUGCCAUCCCCCGAGCUCCUGAGCCCCGCAAGGAUCCUGGCUUUGCAUCAAGAGCUUCGACAAAGCAUCUGCAGCACUUCCCAGGUCAAUAAAUCACCGUUGGAGUUAUAA
Molecule: messenger RNA, 4587 nt
Organism: Mesoplodon densirostris (Blainville's beaked whale)
Lineage: Eukaryota; Metazoa; Chordata; Mammalia; Artiodactyla; Ziphiidae
Gene: C1H4orf50
Product: chromosome 1 C4orf50 homolog
Exons: 12
Coding region: 1-4587 (1528 amino acids)
Source: RefSeq, a predicted model, not a curated record